CAGAUAUAUACGCUUCCCUCCCCUCCCCUCCCCCCAUUCCCACCGCCGCCAUGUUCUCGCUCGCCCGCCCCACCGCCAGACCCGUCGCCGCACUCGCCAGACGUGCGCUCGCAACCUCCGCCGUCCUCGCACAGCUCAAGAAAACACCGCUCCAUGACUUCCACGUGCAGCACAAGGCCAAGAUGGUCCCCUUUGCGGGCUACAGCAUGCCCUUGAGCUACGGCGAGACAGGACAGAUCACCGCCCACAAGCACGUCCGAUCAGACGCCGGCUUAUUUGACGUCUCUCAUAUGCUGCAGCACAACUUUACAGGCCCUACUGCCCAGGAAUUCCUCUUGACCCUUUGUCCCUCGUCCCUCGACUCGCUCAAACCAUUCACCUCCACCCUGUCCGUUCUUUUGAACGAGCAAGGAGGUAUCAUUGACGACACCAUCAUCACCAAGCACAGCGAUUCUGCUUUCUACGUCGUCACUAACGCCGGCCGAUCCGUCGAGGACAAGGCCCAUAUCUCGCAAAAGCUCGAAGAGUGGAAUGCCGCCCACAAGGGACGAGAAGUCAAGUGGGAGACUCUUGAAGGCUGGGGUCUUUUAGCACUCCAGGGCCCCAAGGCCAAGGAUGUGCUUCAGCGAGUCACUGACCAGGACUUGAACAAAGUGAAAUUCGGUUCAAGUGUCUUUGCUGAUAUCAAGACGAUGGACGGUCAAACCGUCAAGUGUCAUGUGGCCAGGGGCGGCUACACUGGCGAAGAUGGCUUUGAAGUAUCGAUUCCUCCAGAGCAUACUCUCGCUCUUUCCAACACCAUCGCUUCUCAUCCUGACGUCAUGCUUAUCGGUCUUGGCGCUCGAGACUCUCUCCGUCUCGAAGCUGGUAUGUGUCUCUACGGCCACGAUCUUGACGAAAGCGUGAGCCCCGUGGAAGGCGGUUUAAGCUGGGUCAUUGGCAAGGACAGACGCGCGCCCGACGCUCAGCCGUCUUUCCCUGGAAAAUCGAGAAUCCUCGAGGAACUUGCCAACGGACCUUCCAGGCGAAGGGUCGGCUUUGAGGUUAUAGGUUCCCCAGCGAGAGAAGGUUGUAAAGUCUUGGAUGCGCUGGGUGAAAAGGAAAUUGGUGUAAUCACUUCUGGUAUUCCUUCCCCUACACUCGGCACAAACAUCGCCAUGGGAUACAUUGCCAACGGAUCCCAUAAAAAGGGUACCGCAGUCAAAGUCGAGGUGAGGAAAAAAUUGAGGGAUGCCUUCGUCAAGCCCAUGCCGUUUGUGCCUACCAAGUACUUCAAGUGAGGUAUAUUACCGUUCAUAGCGUAUUGGAAACAGUUGUCAGAUCGCAAAAUUGCAAAAGCUAGGGAAUAAUCUUCAUGCAUUGGGUAUAAGCG
Molecule: messenger RNA, 1372 nt
Organism: Cryptococcus deneoformans JEC21
Lineage: Eukaryota; Fungi; Basidiomycota; Tremellomycetes; Tremellales; Cryptococcaceae
Product: aminomethyltransferase, mitochondrial precursor, putative
Exons: 6
Coding region: 51-1280 (409 amino acids)
Biological process (GO): glycine catabolic process
Cellular component (GO): mitochondrion
Molecular function (GO): protein binding; aminomethyltransferase activity
Source: RefSeq, a predicted model, not a curated record